CGCCUGGUGGCGCAAUGGUGCGGCUGGCUGGUACUAGGAAUCGCAGAAGAAGAAAACCCACAGCUGCUAACUAAAACGGUCCUACUUUAACGGCAGGGAUGUUACAGGCCACUUUGGUUGGUUGUUAAAUUGUUACUGACAACAUACUUCCCUGCUGAGCUGUACCAGGCUGCUGCCAGAUCCAGUGUAACAAACUAUGGAAGUGCUUUGAUAAAGGAAAUGCAGAUGGACCGACUGAAAAGGCCGUGAUUACAUGCGGAUCUCUGGACCAGCUGCGUCAGCAAUGUCUGCAAUCCCCCUUCUGCGAUGCACCAUCAGGCUGCAGUGGAAGCAUUUUGCCACACAUGCUGUGCAACAGAGAGCUCUGUCAGGGGCAGAGGCUGUAAAUGCUCUCAGGCCCUUUUAUUUUGCAGUCCACCCAGACUUCUUCGGAGGUGAAUGAAAACUCGCUAAAGAGGCUGAAUGGCUAUCUGGAAAACUUGCAGAAGCCCGGCUCACGUUCAGUUCAACCCAUGAAGCUCACCUUUUAUAUAAGGAACACAAAGUACAGCAGUAAGGUGCAGCCAGAACUCAUCAGCUCAGGCUUCCGCUCCGUAAGUUUUACUUUGCACACAAAUGAUGUUUUGAGCACAGUGAUGGAUGUUUUGACGAGCUGCAGCCUGCCUGUGGAGCACAUGAAGGGACUAACGGCGAGUAAAGCAGCAAGUAAAAGUCCCACUGAGACGGGGGAGCCUUUCUACAGAACCAUCAAAUGGGAUAAAAGCUAUUACACCUUCACUGGCUUCAAAGACCCCGAGCAGGAGCUGCAGCAGGCCCAGAGAGCCGAGCCUACGCUCAGUGUGUGGUUGAGAAACAACGAACCUGAAGCCUCAAAGAAACACAAUGCGAGUCUUCCUCGGAGAGAAGAACUGAAGAGACUGAAGAGGGAGCUGUGUCGCAGAUUUAAUCUGACCGAUAUCAGAUGGCAGCGCAGCUGGGGAGUCUCCCACAGGUACUGUCAGCUUCAAAGUCUGAGCCGCCUGUCUCACCAGAACCCCGAGGCUCUGAUCAACCUGCAAGGACAUACGGUUGUGUUUGCCGACCAGUCAGGGAUGAAUGCUUCUGGACACGUCAUGCUGGGAACCAUGGAUGUUCAUCAUCAGUGGACAAAACUUUUUGAGCAGCUGCCUGGUUAUCACAGCCUGCAGCAGCAGACACACUGGCUGAAGGAGAGGAUCAGCCUCCUCCUGGGUGGAACCCAAGUGGUGCACAUGGACAGACUGGGACCAGUUCAGCCCAUAGCUGAGCACUACAGUUCCCUAAACACCUUCCACAAACGUCUCAUGUCCCACCACCUUCGUCUGCACCCCAGGAGUCUGCAGGGCCUCACCAUGUUGCUGGAAAAUGACCGCUCCAACCCCAGUCUUCAUGAGAUGGGACACUUCGUUAUUCCCAUCAAAUGUGAUCUUCCUAUGCUACAGGUCUUCCUUCAGAACCAGGCCCCUGAAGCCCGACGGCGCAUCCAACGCAAAAACCAACUGCAGGCAGAGGAGGAGGCCGUGGUGAAGCUGUGUCUUGAGACUCUGUCUCUGAGGAGCUUGUCUAAGGAGCCCAGUGUCAGCCCUGCCCAGAUGAUUCAAUGCUGUGAAAGACUGUUGGAGCAGCGCUCCCCCCACAUGCAAGGCCUCCAGAUCUGUGUUUCUCACUUUUACUCUGUCAUGCAAGAUGGAGACCUGUGUGUCCCCUGGGACUGGAAGAGCUGACCUCCAGAUUUACACGUUUUUGUCGGUCCAUGUGUGACAACUACUUUUAGACAUUGAUACUGUUGAGCAGAAAAUAAGCACAUUUACCAGGACAUCACACAGACGUUUUUCUGCAAAUGCUUUGUCAAGGAAAUGUUCAGAGAACUUUAAGAGCACAAGUGAAGGAUACCUGUACAGCCUGCAAUGUUCACAUGCGACCGGGCUACACUUCAAAGUGAUGUGUGACAAACGUGUGACUUGUAGUGUAGACGUGGCUUAAAGCACAGAAUUGUCAAAGUUGUAAGUAUUUAUUGCAAUGAGUAUGAAAAGUGAUUUUUCACUUUGUAGAAAUGUGAAGUUUCACAGGAGUCCAAUAAAAACCUCUGUAUAUCCA
This is a messenger RNA of Maylandia zebra (zebra mbuna), 2115 nucleotides long. NCBI's taxonomy places the organism in Eukaryota, Metazoa, Chordata, Actinopteri, Cichliformes, Cichlidae. The record is from RefSeq and is a predicted model, not a curated record.